Molecule: messenger RNA, 604 nt
Organism: Eurytemora carolleeae
Lineage: Eukaryota; Metazoa; Arthropoda; Copepoda; Calanoida; Temoridae
Gene: Thor
Product: eukaryotic translation initiation factor 4E-binding protein 3
Exons: 6
Coding region: 31-372 (113 amino acids)
Biological process (GO): negative regulation of translational initiation
Cellular component (GO): cytoplasm
Molecular function (GO): eukaryotic initiation factor 4E binding
Source: RefSeq, a predicted model, not a curated record
AUAACUUGAUUCACUUCUACAAGAGAUAAGAUGUCUGCAUCCCCCAUGGCUCGUGCUACAACUAUCGGUCAGGAUAUACCUAGACGAGUUGUUAUCAAUAACGAGGAUGAUAUGCCUGAUGAUUACAGUACAACACCAGGUGGAACUAUUUUUGGAACAACGCCCGGUGGUACAAAGAUAGUUUACGAAAGAGCUUUUCUAAUGAACAUGCGGAACUCUCCUCUUGCUAAAACGCCUCCAAAUAACAUGCCUUGUAUUCCUGGUGUGACGACUGAUUUAAAGACGAAGGACGACCAGAAGAAGAAGACGAGUGUUGAUAAGAAGGUUGAGCAGAACAAGGACGAGGACGAUCAGUUCUCUAUGGAUAUCUAGCUGGCUGUGAGAACCAAAAAAUGCUUCCUGCUAUUUUAUUCUUUAAAACAACAUUUAUUUACAAAUGUUUCCAGUUAUGGUUUAUUAUUUUUUUUUAUGUGGGUCACAGAACUUUUUCUCUAUGAUUUUGGGCAUUCAUUUUCCUACACCUUAUACAAUGUAACAAUAUACAUACAUACAUACAUACAUAGUGCCAUUAAAUGAAAUUUACAUGAACUGUUAUUUUCAGAAA